AAGGUCGAUGAAGUUUUUGAUCCAAUAAACCCUUCUUUCUUUAUUUUUUGGUCGAAAACAAUAAACCCUUCUCAAUCCCUCUCUUUAAGAGUUUGAUAUGCUUCUACUCCAAGUUCUCUUCAGAUGUUUAGAUAAUAUAUAUAAUGCUUUCUAGACCAAGUUCCCUUCAGAUAAUAUAUAGUAUACAGAAGAUCUAUUAAACUAGUUCUUUCAAAUCUUCCCUUACUUCACUACCUUCCAAAACAUUAUCUCUAUCCUUUUCCCUCUUUUGCUCUAAUCAUACGAAAGUAUGUCGCUCUGCUAACGUUUUCCAAAAUAGGCAGAGACAAAAUGGCUAUAUUUGCACUGCAUUAAUAUAAAUAUUUUCAUACCAGAACAACCACUGCAUAUAGAGCUAAAACAUGUGAUGCAACUAGGGGAAAUAAAGCUACAAUCAACUCGAACUUCAUGAGAUGACCUAAUUGUUGCCCUAAAAGCAUGAAGUUAUGUAAGCCAAAGGUGGAGUUCCCACAAACUAGUGUUGUCCACCUAGUGUACCAUCUAAGAGAUUCUCAUCACUCUUGUUCUUUCUAAAUUUCCUAAUUCUCUACCCUGCUUCUCAUAUAAAAGGGUUUUCUGUCUCAGGGUUUGUCACUCCAACAAUGGCUUAUGAAGCAGCAGCUGUGGAAGGUGAAAAACUGCGCAAAGGUCCAUGGCUAGAAGAGGAAGAUGAACGACUCACCAUGUAUGUAAGACUUAAGGGGGAUCGGAGGUGGGAUGCAUUAGCCAAGGAAUCAGGUUUAAGGAGAAGUGGUAGGAGUUGCAGGUUGCGGUGGUUGAACUAUCUCCGCCCCAAUCUUAAGCAUGGUCACAUAUCUGUCGAAGAAGAGAAAAUUAUCCUUCAACUUCAUGAACUUUGGGGUAACAAGUGGUCAAAGAUUGCAAGAGUGUUGCCAGGAAGAACUGAUAAUGAGAUCAAGAACUACUGGAGGACACAUUUAGUGAAGAAAGCACAAAUUCAAGAUGGUGAUGCUGCAUCUGCUGGAAACUUGCAAUGUACAUCGAAAAGGGCCCAACAGGGUCUUUUCUUUCAGGAUUGUGAUGAUAUGAGUGCUGAAAAAAAAUAUAACUUUGAUCAAGAUCAGGACUCAGUUGAGAAUUUAUGGGGAGCUAAGGAAACUUACUCUGAUGAUCUCUGUUUAUCGGACUUUGCCUUGCCAAGCUCUCCAUAUGAAACAUGGUUAUCAGAUUGGAUAUCUGAAUUAUCGAGUGAACAAAGUGGUAUAACAUGGAUUCCACAUCAUGAUAGUGAUGCAUGGGAUUGUUCAAGUUCCCUCUGGGACAUGAACUAACCCCACUAUAAAUUUUGAAAUCUGAUGAACCUUCAAACUGUAGUGCAUGUUACUCCAGUUUGUUCUUCCCAACUCACCAAGUGGAAUUUUGGCACAUAUGGGGACAGAGUAUGCUGGUGAAUAGCUUUGGUCAAUUCAUCUGCCUAGGAGAGAGUAAUGGGAUCUACUAAUGUAAUGCACUUCACUUAGCAAGAAGGGUCUCCUUCAACCUGUAACU
Molecule: messenger RNA, 1548 nt
Organism: Rosa rugosa (rugosa rose)
Lineage: Eukaryota; Viridiplantae; Streptophyta; Magnoliopsida; Rosales; Rosaceae
Product: transcription factor MYB27
Exons: 3
Coding region: 642-1331 (229 amino acids)
Biological process (GO): regulation of DNA-templated transcription
Cellular component (GO): nucleus
Molecular function (GO): sequence-specific DNA binding; DNA-binding transcription factor activity
Source: RefSeq, a predicted model, not a curated record